Molecule: messenger RNA, 3003 nt
Organism: Abrus precatorius (Indian licorice)
Lineage: Eukaryota; Viridiplantae; Streptophyta; Magnoliopsida; Fabales; Fabaceae
Product: putative chloride channel-like protein CLC-g
Exons: 7
Coding region: 278-2572 (764 amino acids)
Biological process (GO): chloride transport; transmembrane transport
Cellular component (GO): intracellular membrane-bounded organelle; plant-type vacuole membrane
Molecular function (GO): voltage-gated chloride channel activity
Source: RefSeq, a predicted model, not a curated record
AUUAAAGACAAGGCACGAAGGGAGACCCCAACACCCCCCAAGCCACAGCCCGCAAGUUGUCCCACCCCCACACUUGGUGGCAGAGUACCACGUUGUCAUUGUAAAUUUCCUUAUUUGACCUCGAUUGCACAAAAAAACAAUAAAACCAGACACUACUCUUCGGUUCCCCCCAACAAUAUUUGGGGGCAUAUUCUCUCUCCUCUCACUCACUGGCUCUUCUUGGGCGAGGUCAGAACCCACAUGCUCGAAUCUUUUCACCGUUCUCACUCUACCUGCCAUGUCCACAAACCACUCAAUUAAUGGAGACUCCGAGUCCCUCCUUCGGCAACCUUUGCUGUCUUCGCAGAGAUCCAUUGUCAACUCCACGUCCCAGGUUGCUAUUAUUGGCGCCAAUGUCUGCCCAAUUGAGAGCCUCGACUACGAGAUUUUCGAGAAUGAGUUCUUCAAGCAGGAUUGGAGGAGCAGAGGGAAGGCUCAGAUAUUGCAGUAUGUUGUUAUGAAGUGGCUCUUGUGCUUUCUAGUUGGAGUGAUUGUUGCUGUCAUUGGGUUUUGCAACAAUCUCGCAGUUGAGAAUCUCGCUGGCAUCAAGUUUGUCGUCACUUCCAACAUGAUGUUCGAAAAUAAGUUUCUGUUGGCCUUUCUAGUAUUUUUUGCUUCAAAUUUGGGUCUCACGCUUUUUGCCUCUAUAAUCACGGCUUUGAUAGCUCCUACUGCUACUGGUUCAGGUAUACCAGAGGUGAAGGCUUACCUAAAUGGCGUGGAUGCACCAGGAAUAUUUACUCUACGAACUCUGUUUGUUAAGAUUAUUGGAAGCAUUACAGGAGUAUCAUCAUCUCUCAAUAUUGGGAAGGCAGGGCCUAUGGUACAUACAGGUGCAUGUGUGGCAGCAUUGUUGGGUCAGGGUGGGUCAAAGAGAUACGGGUUAACAUGGAAAUGGUUACAUCAUUUUAAGAACGACCGAGAUCGACGGGAUCUCAUAGUAUGUGGAUCAGCAGCUGGAAUGGCUGCUGCCUUCCGUGCCCCUGUUGGUGGUGUGUUGUUUGUUCUUGAAGAGAUGGCAUCUUGGUGGAGAACUGCCCUUCUCUGGAGAGCUUUCUUCACAACAGCAGUAGUUGCAAUUUUGCUUCGUGCCAUGAUUGAUGUAUGCUUAAGUGGUAAAUGUGGGUUAUUUGGUAAAGGAGGACUGAUAAUGUUUGAUGCUUAUUCAGCAAGUAUUUCAUAUCAUUUGGUGGAUCUUCCUCCUGUUUUUAUUCUUGGUGUUAUAGGGGGGAUACUUGGCAGCUUAUAUAAUUUGAUGUUGAGCAAAGUUCUUCGCAUAUACAAUUUUAUCUACGAGAAGGGCACUGUUUUCAAAAUUUUGCUUACUUGUUUAAUUUCCAUGUUUACAUCCUGUCUUCUUUUUGGAUUGCCAUGGAUUACAUCAUGCCGACCUUGCCCAUCUGACCCAACUGAGCCUUGUCCUACAAUAGGUCGAUCUGGUAUCUACAAGAAAUUCAGCUGCCCUCCUCAUCACUACAAUGAUCUUGCUAGUCUUAUUUUUAACACAAAUGAUGAUGCUAUCCGAAAUCUAUUUAGCAAGAAUACUGAUGAUGAGUUUGAGCACACAUCAAUGCUCAUCUUUUUCAUCACAUGCUUUUUUCUAAGUAUCUUUAGCUAUGGAGUUGUUGCUCCAGCCGGUCUUUUUGUGCCAGUUAUUGUGACUGGUGCAUCUUAUGGACGCUUUGUUGGAAUGUUGGUUGGCAAACAGUCCAAUCUUAACCAUGGCCUUUAUGCUGUACUUGGCGCUGCCUCCUUUCUUGGUGGAUCCAUGAGGACAACAGUUUCUCUCUGUGUAAUUAUGCUAGAACUUACCAAUAACUUGUUAUUACUCCCCCUAAUCAUGAUGGUGCUGUUGAUAUCUAAGACUGUAGCAGAUACUUUCAAUGCAAAUAUAUAUGACCUUAUAGUGAAAGCCAAAGGUUUGCCUUAUUUAGAAACUCAUGCUGAACCAUAUAUGAGGCAGCUAACAGUCAGCGAUGUAGUCACUGGCCCACUUCAGAUGUUUAAUGGCAUUGAGAAGGUUCGUAACAUAGUGUUUGUUCUCAAAACUACAGGACAUAAUGGGUUUCCUGUUAUUGAUGAGCCUCCAAUUUCAGAAGCUCCAGUGUUAUUUGGCAUAAUCCUUCGUGACCAUCUUCUCACGUUGUUGAAGAAGAAAGCUUUCUUGUCCUCACCUAUGGCAUUAAGUGAUGAUGUCUGGCAUAAGUUUUCAUCAGAUGAUUUUGCAAAAAAGGGUUCAAGCAAUGGUCUAAAGAUAGAGGAUAUACAGUUAACCGAGGAAGAGAUGGACAUGUUCAUAGAUCUACAUCCAUUUACUAAUGCUUCGCCUUAUACUGUUGUGGAAACAAUGUCACUGGGAAAGGCCCUUACACUUUUUCGAGAGCUUGGUUUGAGACACCUGCUUGUGGUACCUAAGAUCUCCGGUAGAUCACCUGUGGUGGGUAUACUGACACGGCACGAUUUCAUGCCAGAACAUAUAUUGGGUGUGCAUCCUUAUCUAGUAAUAAACAGGUGGAAAAGAUUAAUACUUUAGCAACCUUGUUUAGGAAAAUUUUUUGGGUGUACAAGCAAAAGCUACCAAGUUUGAAGUUCAACAGCAACGCCUACAUAUUCUUGUCUUUUAGGCCAUGAGAGCAAGGGUACCAAGCUUAAUUAUUCUAGUGUUGCAGAAGGCAUAAAUUUUUUCGCCCCCAACUUCAUCAUGGAAUCCAGUGCUGGAGUCACAUUUACAAAAAUCAAUGUAUGAUAUGAGCCCUUUUUGAACUGUUCUUUAUUGAAUAAUCAUGUGAAUGCGUGCCAUAGGAUAUACACGUAAAAAUUUGUUCUUUGGAAUUAGAAAAAGGCUGCUUAAAAGCGGGCCUUUGAUCAAGUGAGUUACCUUUUUUCUUUAAUUGCAUUACACUUUUACGUCAUAAUAAUUAAUCAGUGGUUGAUUGUGGGUUCUUCGUUUCUGCCAUAGAAAGA